Nematolebias whitei (Rio pearlfish) is the source of this 1874-nucleotide messenger RNA. It is a transcript of the gene gabpa, whose product is annotated as GA binding protein transcription factor subunit alpha. Gene Ontology annotation, molecular function: sequence-specific DNA binding; DNA-binding transcription factor activity, RNA polymerase II-specific. Gene Ontology annotation, biological process: cell differentiation; regulation of transcription by RNA polymerase II. NCBI's taxonomy places the organism in Eukaryota, Metazoa, Chordata, Actinopteri, Cyprinodontiformes, Rivulidae. The transcript is spliced from 10 exons. Gene Ontology annotation, cellular component: nucleus. The record is from RefSeq and is a predicted model, not a curated record. The coding region runs from base 142 to 1461 and encodes 439 amino acids.
CCCUCCCUAACAUUACACCGUAGUUGGCCCAAAACUUGCAAGAAACAACUCGAGCGUAUGGAUUUUGAUUGUUUAUCUCCAACAGCAGAAUAUUUUUUGAUCAUCUUUAAGUGUGAGCUGUAAAAGCUCUCUCCAAACAACAUGUCUAAAAGUGAGGCAGAGGAGAUGAUAGAGAUAGAGAUAGACGAACGGGAGAAACAGGCGUGCCUGGAAGAAGGCAUUGAGGAUCAGACAAUCAAUGCAUCUGAUCUGAUUCAGCAAGAUAUUGACAUCAAUGAGCCAAUCGGAAAUUUGAAGAAGCUUCUGGAACCUCGCAUCCAAAUCUCGCUGGAUGCCUUUGACAUCUGCUUACAAGAUAUUCCGCUCCAUCCAGAUCACAGCCUCUUUGACCAGGGAGUAAAAACAGACGGCACCGUCCAGCUCAGCCUGCAGAUUAUAACCAAACCAGGAGAGGAGAAACUGAAUAUUUUGGAAAUAGUGAAGCCAGUAGAAACGGUAGAAGUUGUGAUUGAUCCCGAUGCUGCCGGAGAAGACGGCUCCUUGGUGGAGGAGGGACAGCUCAUUGCAGUUGAGCGGUCCGCCCUGUCUGAUGAGACCUCAGAGCAGGUCACACGCUGGGCCGCUGCGCUAGAAGGUUACCGCAAAGAGCAGGUCCGACUCGGCAUACCAUACGACCCCAUGCUCUGGUCUGCUGAUCAGGUGAUCCACUGGGCCGUGUGGGUCAUGAAGGAGUUCAACAUCGACGAAAUGGAGAUCGGCAGCAUUCACAUCCCAGGCCGAGACCUCUGCGGCUUCAAUCAAGAGGAGUUUCUUCAGAAAGUGCCCAACGGAGAGAUCCUGUGGAGCCAUCUGGAGCUCCUGCGCAAAUAUGUGUUGGCCAGCCAGGAUCAGUCUGGAGGGGAGGCCACGGUCACUAUUGAUCAGCCCGUGCAAAUAAUUCCAACUCAAGUGACCUCACCUACGGCCAUAAAGGUGCUCAAACAGAACCGUGGCCCCAGAACACCCCGAAUAUCAGGAGAAGAGCGCAGUUCACCUGGAAACCGCACAGGAAACAACGGUCAGAUCCAGUUAUGGCAGUUCCUCCUGGAGCUCCUGACGGACAAAGAUGCACGAGACUGCAUCUCCUGGGUCGGUGAGGAGGGAGAGUUCAAACUCAACCAGCCCGAGCUCGUAGCACAGAAAUGGGGCCAACGAAAGAACAAGCCGACGAUGAACUAUGAGAAGCUCAGUCGAGCCCUGAGGUAUUACUAUGAUGGUGACAUGAUCAGCAAGGUGCAGGGCAAGCGCUUCGUCUACAAGUUUGUGUGUGACCUGAGGACUCUGAUUGGCUACAGCGCAGCUGAACUCAACAACCUGGUGUCGGAGUGCGAGCAGAAGAAGAUGACUCGCCUGCACAUGCACGGCCUCGCUCAGCCCAUCACCACCGUGACCCUGGCCACCACGCUCGACAAGGACAGCUGAAGGAGGCCACGUUCAUGCUCCUCAGCUGCCGCAAGGAAAUUGUGCCGUCCCACGCCGGCUGGAAGUCCAAUCCCUGAUCGGUGUGGACGGUUUGAUGCAAGUUAAACUGAGGCAGAUGAAGUUUUUAUCUUUAACUCUACCGAGCAGAAGCGUGGGGAGCGAACGUCUUUAUUAGAUUGUCGUUAUCCCGACUGAACGCUCGAGCGUGACUGAAAACCCAGUUCAUAGCUGGUGUUCUGUAGUUCAGGAUCUUUUCCACUGUAAAUACUGAUACUUCGUGUUUUUGAUAGCCACAUGGGCAAAGGUAUUUUCAUAUUUUCCAUUUAUAAAAAGGACCCGUUUUGUAUUUUUAUUUAGUGUUCAUUUCCUAAAUUGUUGGACCUUUUUUUGUCCACUAGGGGGGAAUAAAGUCA